AACUUUUGCGUCAUAUCAUGGCUGCCAUAAAGCUUGAUCUUGGUUGCUUUUCUUAUGAAAGAGUGCUUGGUUUUCUUUGAACGUCGCGAAUUCUGUCAAUCUGUCUUUUAUUUACGUCCCGACAUGCUUUGUUCGGUAAAGUUCAGAUAAAGUGAUUUUAGUAGUGAGAGAGUGAUAAUGUCAUUAAUUUAGAAGUAACAAAUUUCGACCAAAACAAAAUGAACGACGGCGAUUGGAUAUGUAGCGACUCGAAUUGUGGUAAUAUUAACUUUGCGCGACGAAAUUCUUGUUAUCGCUGCAAUAAAGAGAGGCCUAAUGCAGGAAAACCUUCUAAAAAGAAGCUCGGAACUGAGAUCGGCAAGUCAGCAGCGGAGAAAUCCCGCGGACUUUUUAAUGCCGACGACUGGCAGUGCAAUAAAUGCGCUAAUGUCAACUGGGCCCGGCGUCAGACUUGCAAUGUUUGCAAUGCGCCAAAAUUUGGUGAGGUGGAGGCCCGCACUGGCUAUGGAGGAGGUUACAAUGAGCGAGGUGUUGUCGAAUAUCGUAGAAGAGAAUCAUCUUCAGAUGAUGAAUAUGAUGAGUUUGGAAGAAAAAAACGAAAACGGAAAUCGGUAUCACAAGAAAAGGUUGGCAUCACUGAAGGACCUGUAAACAAAAAGUUGCCACCAACUAUGCUGCAGAAGGAAAUAAAUAUGGACCAUGUAAUGCCAGUACCAGUUUUGAAUAUGUCAUUACCGACCACCAUAUAUAAUCCUGUAAAAGCUAACGGCAGUCUUAGUGAUGGUUCAGUAUGUGACCUUCCUCCGCUCAACAAAAUAGCAUUGAAAGGAACUCAUUUUCAAAAUCAACCUUUUUAUCAACGAGAUUUAAUCAUUCCACCCUAUAAGACUAAUGGUAUUCAACGUAAACGCUUUAAAAGUGUUGGUGAUAAAGACCAAACGGGUUCAUCUGGCUAUGAUACUAGUUCGAAGAAAAGUAGAAAUGAAAGUAGUGUUUCACCAGCAAUGAAAUCUUAUAAUCCAGUCAUGGAAAAUAGGGUUACAUCAACUAAUAAUGAUGUUGUGUAUAAAUUUACUGGGUCAAAUCCAGCUGAGGAUUUUGAAGUGACUUAUACUGUUGAAGAAAGAGUUAGGGCAGCGGCUUUUGCUAUAGUAUAUAACAAUUGCAAAAUCAGUACAGAAAGAUUUGAAUCGUUGUAUGAUAAACCAGCUCCUGAUUUCAAGACAAUUUUUUCUUGGAGGCAAAGACUUUUAACUACUGGAUGUUUGGUUGAUUCACAUUUAGAGGUACACAAAAAGGAUUUGGAAAGGCCUUUUAACAAUCAAACUAAUACUGCUGGAAAUAUCAAUAGAAAAAAGGUUUCUCAAAAGCUCCCAAAUCCAGAUGAAAUUCCUAUUGUAUCUGAUAGUGAUGAAGAAAAUUCUUCUAAGAAUCCUGAUGUAAAUAAUCAAGUUUCUUUUAGCUUAAGGCAAAAGAGUUUAAGUGCAGAUACCUUAAUUAUCGGAGGUAUAGCAGAUAGUGAGACCAGGGUCACUGGUGGUUCUGUUAGCACUGUGGACGAGAGAAUGUCACAAGGUAGAAGUCACUCUGCCUCAACACAUCAUAGAACUAGAUCUAGCUCUUGUGACAGUCAAGAUUCUAACUAUCCUGAAUCAGAUGUGGAACAAAUGGAAACACAAAACUUAAAUACAAAGAAAAAUAAUUCUGUAAAAUCAAACAGUACAAGGCAGUCGGUUUGUGAUUCCGACUCUGAAUCAAUUUCAUAUAAUAGUGAUGAAGUAGACUUUCGAUCUCGUGUUUUUGGUGAUAGUAGAAAGUUUAAAUGUAAGGCAAACAAACGUCCUACUACUUCUAACGAAAGUAACUUGUAUACAGCAACAGAAAAUCAACCAUUCCAAGGCUAUAGCACACUAAAAUUAUUAGAACAAUCUCCAUUAGUUACUGGAAAUAUUUAUUCCAUGUCUAAUUUUAAAAGUAUGAGUGUAAAUCAUAGAAACAGAGAUUCACAUAUAGUUGAAAAUGAUGGUUACUCCAGUGAAUAUGUACCUACAAAAGUAGGGGUAAAAGUUAAAAAUAAUUAUCAAGAUUUUAAAAAUAAUGUAAAGAAAAGAGGAUUCUGGGCAAAAGGAAAUGGAAGUACUUUUUCAAAUGUACCUACUAUACCUGUUACUGCACCUGCUGAGCCUAAAGAUGAUGGUGUUAAAAAAUCUCUAACGAAUAAUUACUAUGCUUUCACCCAAUAUGAAACACAACUUCCAGGCUUGGAAAAUCGACUUGAAGAUUUUACGAAAGAUGAAAUUGAUAAUUGUAUGACAACAGAUCAGUAUAUGCCAUUUGAUAAACCACUGGAACUUGAAAAAAAUGAAAUGAAAGCAACUGAGAGUUCCUCUCGUGUCUUUGAAAUAGCACAAUCGAGUUCUGCUGUAAAAAAUAGAAGUAUAAUGGACAUUUUUGGAAACAAUGACGAGAGUCAAGAGAGUUCUAAUAAGAGUAAUGAUUUGGAUAAUUUCGAUAGUGUAAAAAAAACGUAUAACACUGAAUGGGAUGCGGAUGAUGACGCUCUCUAUAAAAACUCUGACUCAGUUGAUAUUCUGCCUGAAAACUCAUGUGAUGUGCGUAAGCGUACUCCAUCACCACCGAGUAUUGGUGCAAUAAGAGCGCAGAGUCCAGUGACCAACACGUUAUAUGGAACUAGUUUAGAUACUCAAAAAGACACCAAAACAACUUCGAUUGACAUAAAUGUUAUAACAGAAAAACGUGAUAUGUUAUUAGGUUUACUUAAAGAUUUGCAAGGAAAUGAACAAACUAACAAUGAUAUGUCAUGCACAUCUACACCUACAAUACCAAAAAGUAGCCAUUUAAAUGAAAAUUUAAAUCAUAUUGCUACCACUAAUUUUGUAAUGCCACAACCAGAAGCGAUUCCUAAAGAUAUUUGUAACCAAAUAAAUUUUAUAGCAGAAAGCAAUAAUGACAUUCCCUUACCCCCCUCAGUACCUGAAAUUAAAUCUAAGGUAGUAAGUCCUUCUAAAAGAGUACAUGUUUUAGAAUCAAUAACAAUAAAACCAGACAAUCGCAAAAAUAUACCUUGUGUUGUAGAUAAACCUGAUAAGAUGGAAUUUGAUAAAGAUCGACCUUUUAAUGCACAGUCAACUAAACAGACAGCAGAAAUUGUUUCACCACAAAACACUGUAAAUCAGGAUGUUAAUAAAACCCAAACAACAUCAAACCCAUUGCAGCUUGACCUUUCAAACAUAUUAUCCAAUAUAAACACAAAUACACUUCUCCUGGCUCUUCAAAACUUACAACAGUUUUCACAACAGCCAAGUAAUCCUGUGCAUAAUGAUAAUUCAGGUAAUGGCCAUGAUAACGGAAACAAUGAUAACGAAACAUUGGAAACAAUUAAUUUAACAAAUGACGAAGAUUGGGAGAAAGAGUCAAAUCAGGAUGAGAGUAUAGAAAGAGAGUUAGAAAAGUUAGAUGGAAACACUGGGGAUACACCUUUUUUAAGUGAUAUUUUUGACCCAGGUCCAGUCGUAAUGCCUCCGAGUGGUACCAAAAAAUUAAAUAUUAAUCUCAAAAAUACAAGUGAUAAUAAAACAAAUCAAACUCCACAUUUGAACGAAAACGCUCCUGUGAUAGGAAAUUUCAAAAGUUUUGCACUUCCAAAACCAAUCAUGUUAAAUAGACUGAAAUUGACGGUUAAACAACCAGACAAGAAUGUUAAGACUGGCGAUGGAAAAAGAAUCAAACGGAAAAGAAAGACUAAAGCAUCUGCUUCUCAAGAUGAAGAAGCCGGUGAGGAAGAAGAUGAAGAAGAAUCAGGUGAUGACGCUGACCUCUCUAAGUAUGAUCUAUGGGGCAGCGAUGGGGAACAGGGCAACUCUUCCAAAAUGGGUGAUGACAAUAAACAAAGAGAUGACUACAAAGAUGAUACCUCAAAUACUGUAGAUAAAAAUGGAAGGUUAGAAACUAAAAGCAAAAAAAGAUCUAGAAGCUCAUCUUCAUCAUCAAGUACUUCGUCUAGUUCAAGUUCAAGUCACAGUUCUACCCAAACGCCCAAAAAUAAAUUCGAUGACUUCAACCUAAACAGCGAGCGCGAGUCUCAGCACGGUUCGCCUAAAGCUCGCAAGUCGCGGUCGCGGUCCCGUUCACCGCGAUCGCGCUCUACGGGCACGCCUUCUCGGAGAAAGUCACGCGACAGCCGGUCUGCGGGGGAAACCAGGAGUCACGACACGUCCCGGGAAAAGGAAAGAUCCCGAGAACGGGAUAGACGCGAUAGGUCCCGCGGUUCCCGCGAAAGGAAGGAACGUAGAUACAGCCGGGAGGGUUCAAGCAAUCACUACGGUGCCAAAGGAAGACACCGCUAAAUUCCUCAAAAAAAAAAAUUAAGAAAAUAAUAGAUUUGUGCUAAGCGUCAAAAUGAAACAGUAGUGUAGUUUAUAGCAAUGUCUUGAAUAUCUUUUGAAGCGUUACAGAUAAAAUAGUUAACUGUCAAUAUAAAUCCUAUGAUUACACAUAUGAUUACACAGUGGUAGACAGUAAUCACAGAAACAAGAUUUGUGCUAAGUCAAAAGAAACAGUAGUGUAGUUUAUUGCAAUAUCUUGAUAAGUGAAGUGUUAAAGUUACUUGUCAAUGUUAUUUCUAUAAUUUACACAGUGGUAAUGUUUUCCUGUGCAUAUUUUGUUACUAUUAUUGAAAUAAGAGAAAAUCUUUGAGACAGAGUUGCUUUACACGUUUGUUAAAAAAUAUGUGAGCUAUGUUAAUUUUAUAUUCGAACCAUAUUUGACGAUAUGACGUAGGCUAAUGAGAUUUAUGAUUAAUACAGUUCAAAUGAGUAUAAAAAUCUAAAAUGCUAA
Molecule: messenger RNA, 4857 nt
Organism: Melitaea cinxia (Glanville fritillary)
Lineage: Eukaryota; Metazoa; Arthropoda; Insecta; Lepidoptera; Nymphalidae
Product: bromodomain-containing protein DDB_G0270170-like
Exons: 8
Coding region: 219-4367 (1382 amino acids)
Molecular function (GO): RNA binding; lipopolysaccharide binding
Source: RefSeq, a predicted model, not a curated record